AUGGGAAUUCCGACCGAAACCCGAAGCAACGAGCUGAGAAGGUCCGGCACCGAAGCAAAGGCCGGGAGAAGGUUUUUGACGACGAAGAGGCCAAGAACGUCCCGAACCACAAGUGUCCCGAUGAAGACGAGGGCAGUUCGAGAAGGUUCUAGAAGACUCGUCGUCAACCCUAUCGAAAAGAAGGUGAAAACCCUAAAGAGGUUGAUUCCCAGCAACGACUCAACGGGGCUGGACGGGCUGUUUAGGGACACGGCUGAAUAUAUAUUGGCUCUGCAGAUGAGGGUCAAGGUUAUGCAGAUUAUGGUUAAUGUUUUGUCAGGUUCUUCUUCUGAUGAUUUUCAUUUGUAA
Hibiscus syriacus is the source of this 348-nucleotide messenger RNA. Its product is annotated as transcription factor UPBEAT1-like. Bases 1 to 348 code for a protein of 115 amino acids. The record is from RefSeq and is a predicted model, not a curated record. NCBI's taxonomy places the organism in Eukaryota, Viridiplantae, Streptophyta, Magnoliopsida, Malvales, Malvaceae. Gene Ontology annotation, biological process: regulation of DNA-templated transcription. The transcript has a single exon.